AAUUCCUUUCCUUCUCCUUCCAUUGCACUCUUUCCAAUAAUAUAAGCACAUAUUAUACUCCCUAAUCUACUUUUACCCUUAAUCAAAUAAGUAAAUCAUGUAACACUAUAAAUCCAUGAUUGCAUGAACUAAUUUCUCUAACUCAUUCCAUUAAAUAUCUAAAUUUAACUCCCCCUAAAAUAUACCUCUAAUGAGUUCCAUGUUUAACCUGGUUGAGAGAGGCCAGGCUAUGGCCAAGGAAUUUGCUCAAAAAUCUAUUGGAUCGAUGGAAUCACUUCGUACUCGUUGGCCAUGGUUCGAGGCGUGGAGAAAUUUAUUUAAGGUUGGUCCCGUAAAAGCGAAGGGCAAACCAAUUCAGAAUGGUAAUGCACCCUCUGCUCCUAUAGCAGAAGAGGAAUCAACAAAAGAACAUGUGAAAUCUCAUGCAGUACCAGAAUCUACAGAUAAUGUUGAAGAAGAAAUUCUUCCUGGAGAAGAAAAAGGUGUAGAAAUUGAAAUAGAAUCUCCUUCCAUAAAAGAAUCUGCAGAAGUAAGAAAACAGCCUGGUCAGGUAGAAGAUGCUGGGAAAGUAGAAGGGAAAUCACAAAAACCCGGGAAAAAGAGUCAUUCACGGCUCAAUGGGUGUAGUAUCAUGUAACCUACCCUUAUAUAUAUGUACAAAUCCGAUGCAACUAUAAGAAAGAUGAAUAAUUGAUUGCUAAUAUUAUUUAAUAGGCAUUGUUAAUGAGUUGGGUAGUGCAGAGUGCAUGCAUGUUCAACAAACGAUUUUACAAAUUCCGUAGCCGGGUCCGGGGGCAGUAGCUCCAGGUAGCAAGGUCCACGGGGCAAAGCCCCUGGCUUGGGUGAAAA
Molecule: messenger RNA, 849 nt
Organism: Cuscuta campestris
Lineage: Eukaryota; Viridiplantae; Streptophyta; Magnoliopsida; Solanales; Convolvulaceae
Source: the annotation of a GenBank genome assembly